This is a messenger RNA of Mya arenaria, 2233 nucleotides long. RefSeq lists its product as uncharacterized. The transcript has 8 exons. Bases 21 to 1685 code for a protein of 554 amino acids. The record is from RefSeq and is a predicted model, not a curated record. NCBI's taxonomy places the organism in Eukaryota, Metazoa, Mollusca, Bivalvia, Myida, Myidae.
UCCAAAAGUAUACGGACGUCAUGAAGUCUUUCUGCAAAAUAUCGUGCCUGUUGGGCCUUCUUGCCAUUUCGGUCUCAUCGAGGGAUGUGAAACGAUCAUCCAACCAAGACCUGUACGAUUCAUUGGCUAAACUUGUUAGUUUGACCGGUAGCGACGGAUAUGGAGGUCGUGGCGGAGGUAGCAUGGCUGCUGGUAAUGGAUAUGGUACUUGUGACAUAUCAUUGCUGAACAGUGUACCGGAUUACCAAUUUACUGCAUCCUCUUCCUACUAUCAGUCCUAUGGAGGCUAUCAGUCUUACGGUGGCUAUCAGUCCGGUCGGGACUAUCCAUUCUAUGGAGGGUAUCAGUCCGGUAGAGGCUAUCAGUCCGGUAGAGGCUAUCAGUCCAGUAGAGGCUAUCAGUCCUAUGGAGGCUACCAGUCGGGUAGAGACUAUCAGUCCUAUGGAGGCUACCAGUCCGGUAGGGACUACCCUUCCUAUGGAGGCUACCAGUCCGGUAGAGACUAUCAGUCCUAUGGAGGCUACCAGUCCGGUCGGGACUACCCUUCUUAUGGAGGCUACCAGUCCGGUAGCGACUAUCAGUCCUAUGGAGGCUACCAGUCCGGUAGAGGCUAUGGUCCGUGGUUUGCAAGACUUCGAGAAUGGAAUCGAGGAGGCUGGUCGCCAGCAGCAGAGGACAAAGAGCCAUACCUUCAGGUGGAGUUUGACGAAAUGAGUAAAGUGAAUGCUGUUGUGACACGUGGAAGAGAAAAUUCCAACGGUGAUAACCAAUAUGUUGGAUCAUUUCGAUUACUGUAUAGCACGGAUUGCGUGACAUUUCAAAUGGCUCAGAAUCAGGAUGGAAGUGAUGAGUUUACCGGUAACAUGGACGGGUCGAACAUGGAAAUCCGUUUCGCAACACCGUUUGAGGCGAAAUGCGUUCGAAUCAAUCCUUUGGCUUGGAAUGGUCAUGAGUCUUUGCAAUUUGACCUAAUUGGCUGUCAAGAAAGAUGUGGAGUAUAUCCUAUCGAAACCAUGCCGGAUUCUGAAUUUUCGGCAUCAUCGUCCUAUUCAAACGUUGGAGACAAUGAUAUGUGGCGUGGAAGGCCUUUCUCUUCGUACCGUUAUGGAAAUGGAGACAUGAUGGGUAGUGGAAACUAUUGGAUGUGGCGUGCAAGACGUUCCUCUCAAUACCCUAAUGGAAAUGGAGACAUGAUGCGUCCUGAAUACAAUGAACAAUGGCCUGGAAACCAGUAUGGAAAUGGAAACAUGAUGAGUGGAAUGAAUGGACAGUGGGGUGAUAGGUCUUCCUUUUUUGAAAAUGGAGGCAUGAUGCGUGGAGACUGGUCGUCUGCAAGAAAUAACCGACUUCAAUACUAUCAGUUCGUAUUGAAAGAGCAGAGCAACGUGAAAGCAAUUGUGACAAAAUCGUGGGAUAACGGUGAUGGCUACAACCAGAACACUUUCUAUCGAAUGUCAUACAGCAUGGACUGUGAAAAUUGGCACACUGUUCAGAACUCUGACGGACUUGACAGAAUAUUUGGGGGCAAACAGGACUCCACAGAGUACGGGAACACCAAUUGGUUUACACCUGCUCUGCGCGAUGUGAAAUGUGUUAGAAUCAACCCGAUUUCUUGGUACAACAACAUGCGCCCGCGCUUCCAAUUGCUUCGUGCUGGGAAUAACUGUGGCAACUACAACGGAUGAAGCCGUUUUUGACCUUCUUCCCUACUUGCCGUUUUUACCGAUAUUUUUAAAAGAUAUUAAUAAAAACAGAGAAAAAAGUCCUUAUAUAUUGAAAACUUGAAGUAAAAAAUAAUUAAAGACUUUGUUUCAAUUUCAGUUUGAAAACAUCAAAUUAGACAAAUUAUCAACGUGUCUUAAUAUAAAAUGGUUUUGCAUAAAUAACAGUCAUGUUCUUACAGUGUAUCCUUACAACUCGCAGAUUUCUUUCCAAUACGUUUUUUUCCCUGGAUUAUAAAAAAGACAUUUCCUUUUUAACUGAAGGCUGAUUGUAAAAAGCUUGUAUUGCUUGCCUAAUUAUUCAAGAUAUAGGUGAAUUCAACAUAUAAGAGAAAUCCUGAUAAAGUUAAUAUAGCAGGGGUUAGAAAAAUCACACGCCACAUCGCCAAUUUUAUAUAAUCGAACCUUUACAUAAACAUAUUUAUUUUUCAAGCUAACAAGCUUCCUUCUCAAUUAGGUCGGGAUGAUUUUGUUUUGUGCAUAUAUCACUUGCUUAUUUUUCAUGUAUGAUA